AUGCCCACCUCACUGGAUGCCGAGCACACAGCCAAGCUCGAGGCGGCUCGCGCGCUGCAGUCAACCUUGGAGAACACACGGCUGCAUCUCAUCGAGUACCGAGACCAGUUUGAUUCCCAACAGAACUCGGGCGAAAGCGAGAUAGCGCAGCUCUUCGAGGGCAGAGCGGGCCUCACAGACCCUGCCAUCGUCGGGGUUCACAGUGCUGCGCAAAUGACAUUCCUCAGGAAGCUCAAGGUACAAUAUCUAGAGCAGAAGGCGAAAGACCAGUACAUCAAGACGAUUGUCAGCGAUGUUGCACCGAAUAUCAACGCCGGGGACAACGAGAACCUCCGCUUGGCGAACGAACGGAAGAAAGAAGCGCUUCGGAUGGCGAAGUCUCGGCUUGCGGAGAAGGAUAGUGAUAUACGGAAGCUUGCUCCUCUUGUGGAACAAGACUUCAACAAAGCCAAAGCUCUCACCUCCGAAGCAGCAGACCUCGCAAAGAAGAUCCUCGAUGCGCGGCUGCAGCUCACGCGUUUGCGGCAAGCGUACCCGCAUCCGCGGCUUACAGUGCAGUCCGCCAAGACCCGGCUCGACGAGCAGAUCACGGAGAUGCAGGACCUUGCGGACGAGAUGCAGAAUAUCAAUAAGAAGUCAGACCGCGUGAAGAGCGAGGUCAAGGAGGGCGCGCGCGAGGUGGAGCGCCUGCGUGUCGAGCGCGCCGAGCUGGAGAAGCAGGCUCGUGCGGGGGAGAGGGACGUGAAGGACCCAAGGGUGGUUGGGCUAUGCAAUUGGUUCAACUCAUCCCUGAAGCUACAUCGCUCGCUACAUUCCCUCGAAUCGUACCGCUCUGCCUCCGAGAACGAGUUGCACCUCACCUACUCUAUCACGCCCACGAAUGCGCCUGGCGCGGCACCACGAAAGGUCCGCUUCAUCCUCCUCUUCGUGCCCAACACCUGGCAGCUCGCCGAUGUGCAGAUCGAGGGACUGGCUGGAGAUGCUGGAGAUGUCGUCGCCGCGCACAUACAGUCGAAUGAUGUCCCCGGGCUCAUUGCUUCUGUACUGUCGAGAGCUAGAGCCGGCUUGUAG
Molecule: messenger RNA, 1071 nt
Organism: Laetiporus sulphureus 93-53
Lineage: Eukaryota; Fungi; Basidiomycota; Agaricomycetes; Polyporales; Laetiporaceae
Exons: 4
Coding region: 1-1071 (356 amino acids)
Biological process (GO): protein localization to kinetochore; kinetochore assembly; attachment of mitotic spindle microtubules to kinetochore
Cellular component (GO): kinetochore
Source: RefSeq, a predicted model, not a curated record